UUCCUCCACGCACUACGGCCAUUUUGUGCUAUUGGCCUCGCCUUCAUGCAUGUUGUGGGAUGUUCCGGAUUGGUGUGAUUUACAGAGAAAAUUGAUCUGUUCGUGCUUUUUGUGAGAAGAGUCACUCCAUUUUCUAUGCAGUAUACGGACGACAUAACAAGAUACGAUUUAUGCUUUUAAGAAGCUAGGAGAUAGCCCAAGUGACUCUGAACUCACAAAGUGAUCAAUUCAAUCUGGUAAAUAAGCUCCAGCCACCAAACCAACCUACUCAACCAACCCACUCGCCACCUGUUUCUAAGGACAAGGCUGUAAGGAUGGGGGGCUUUGCCAGUCUUUUCAAGAACCUUUUCGGGAAGAAGGAGAUGCGAAUUCUCAUGGUUGGGCUUGACGCAGCUGGAAAAACAACCAUUUUGUACAAACUCAAGCUCGGUGAAAUCGUCACAACCAUUCCAACCAUUGGAUUCAAUGUAGAAACAGUAGAGUACAAAAAUAUCAGCUUCACAGUUUGGGAUGUCGGUGGUCAAGACAAAAUUAGGCCCCUGUGGCGACAUUACUUCCAAAACACACAAGGUUUGAUAUUUGUUGUUGACAGUAACGACAGAGAAAGACUUGGUGAAGCGAGAGAAGAGCUCGCAAGAAUGUUGAAUGAGGAAGAAUUGAAGGACGCCGUCGUUUUGGUGUUUGCCAACAAACAGGAUCUCCCCAACGCAAUGAACGCAGCAGAAGUUACUGACAAACUGGGACUGCACAAUAUGCGAAAUCGAAAUUGGUACAUCCAGGCAACAUGCGCUACGAGUGGUGAUGGUCUCUAUGAGGGAUUAGAUUGGCUUUCAAACCAGCUUAAAACCAAGAAGUGUGGUGAUACUGGUUCAGGGUCAUACAUAGCCAAAGAUCAGAAAGUAACAUUCCUCUCAGUUGGACAUUGUGGAAAGGAAAACUUAACACAAUUACAAGAAGGAACACUGAAGUACAGAAACAUCAUGGGGGCACUCCAUGCUGUACUCAAGAACUUCUUCAGUAAGAAAGAAAUGAGAAUACUUAUGGUCGGACUGGAUGCUGCAGGAAAGACCACUAUUCUCUAUAAACUCAAACUAGGCGAGAUUGUUACCACCAUACCAACAAUUGGAUUCAAUGUAGAAACAGUUGAGUAUAAAAAUAUCAGCUUCACAGUUUGGGAUGUUGGUGGUCAAGACAAAAUUAGACCCCUGUGGCGGCAUUACUUCCAAAACACACAAGGUUUGAUUUUUGUGGUGGAUAGUAAUGACAGGGAAAGAGUUGGUGAAGCACGAGAUGAAUUGGCGAGGAUGUUGAACGAGGAUGAACUCAGAGAUGCACACGUCCUUGUCUUUGCCAACAAACAGGAUCUUCCAAAUGCAAUGUCAGCUCAAGAAAUCACUGAAAAAUUGGGUCUUCAUGAACUGCGAGGGCGCCCGUGGCAUAUCCAAGCAGCAUGUGCUACAAGCGGGGAUGGUAUGCCAAACGGUCUUGUAGGCAUCAAUAAUGACACAAUGGUGCACACGCUUCGAAGCAAGGAGGUAGCCCAAGUGACUGUGAACUCACAAAGUGAUCAAUUCAAUCUGGUAAAUAAGCUCCAGCCACCAAACCAACCUACUCAACCAACCCACUCGCCACCUGUUUCUAAGGUCAAGGCUGUAAGGAUGGGGAACUUUGCCAGUCUUUUCAAGAACCUUUUCGGGAAGAAGGAGAUGCGAAUUCUCAUGGUUGGGCUCGACGCAGCUGGAAAAACAACCAUUUUGUACAAACUCAAGCUUGGUGAAAUCGUUACAACCAUUCCGACCAUAGGAUUCAAUGUAGAAACAGUGGAGUACAAAAACAUCAGCUUCACAGUUUGGGAUGUCGGUGGUCAAGACAAAAUUAGGCCCCUGUGGCGGCACUACUUCCAAAACACACAAGGUUUGAUAUUUGUUGUUGACAGUAACGACAAAGAAAGAAUAGGUGAAGCAAGAGAAGAGCUCUACAGAAUGUUGAACGAAGAGGAACUAAAGGACGCUGUCCUUUUGGUGUUUGCCAACAAACAGGAUCUCCCUAAUGCAAUGAAUGCAGCAGAAAUUACAGACAAGCUGAAUCUACACAAUCUAAGAAAUCGAAAUUGGUACAUCCAGGCAACAUGCGCUACGAGUGGUGAUGGUCUUUACGAGGGAUUAGAUUGGCUAUCAGCCCAGCUCAAAGCUCAAAAGUGA
This is a messenger RNA of Asterias rubens (European starfish), 2201 nucleotides long. RefSeq lists its product as uncharacterized. Gene Ontology annotation, cellular component: plasma membrane; cytoplasm. NCBI's taxonomy places the organism in Eukaryota, Metazoa, Echinodermata, Asteroidea, Forcipulatida, Asteriidae. Gene Ontology annotation, biological process: vesicle-mediated transport; intracellular protein transport. Gene Ontology annotation, molecular function: GTPase activity; GTP binding. The record is from RefSeq and is a predicted model, not a curated record. The transcript has 15 exons. The coding region runs from base 315 to 2201 and encodes 628 amino acids.